Molecule: messenger RNA, 1728 nt
Organism: Suncus etruscus (white-toothed pygmy shrew)
Lineage: Eukaryota; Metazoa; Chordata; Mammalia; Eulipotyphla; Soricidae
Gene: PTPN1
Product: protein tyrosine phosphatase non-receptor type 1
Exons: 9
Coding region: 172-1440 (422 amino acids)
Biological process (GO): protein dephosphorylation
Molecular function (GO): protein tyrosine phosphatase activity
Source: RefSeq, a predicted model, not a curated record
CGGCAGCGGCAGCGGCAGCGGCGGGAGCUUAGUUGAUCGGCGGGUGUCGGGGCCGAGCUGUCUCUUGAGAAGACGCGGCCUAGGGCGGCAGCAGCAGCAGCAGCAGCAGCAGCAGCAACAACCAGCGCGGCGAGGCCGUGGAGAGGGUCGAGCCGCCGUCCUAGGCUCAGCAUGGAGAUGGAGAAAGAAUUCGAGCAGAUCGACAAGGCCGGGAGCUGGCAGGCCAUUUACCAGGAUAUCCGACACGAAACCAGUGACUUCCCAUGUCGAGUGGCCAAACUUCCCAAGAACAAAAACCGAAACAGGUACAGAGAUGUCAGCCCCUUUGACCACAGUCGGGUUAGGCUGCAUCAAGAGGACAAUGACUACAUCAAUGCUAGCUUGAUCCAAAUGGAAGAAGCCCAGAGAAGUUACAUUCUUACUCAGGGGCCUCUGCCCAACACAUGUGGACACUUCUGGGAGAUGGUGUGGGAGCAGAAGAGCAGGGGCGUAGUCAUGCUCAAUCGGGUGAUGGAGAAAGGCUCGUUAAAGUGUGCACAGUACUGGCCCCAAAAGGAAGAGAAAGAAAUGAUCUUUGAAGACACCAACUUGAAACUGACACUGGUCUCCGAAGAUGUCAAGUCCUACUACACAGUGCGGCAGCUGGAGUUGGAAAACCUGACGACUCGGGAAACUCGCGAGAUCUUACAUUUCCACUAUACCACAUGGCCCGACUUCGGAGUCCCCGAAUCACCAGCCUCAUUCCUAAACUUCCUUUUCAAAGUCCGUGAGUCUGGAUCCCUGAGCCAGGAGUACGGCCCCAUCGUGGUGCACUGCAGCGCAGGCAUCGGCAGGUCGGGAACCUUUUGUCUGGCCGACACCUGCCUCCUGCUGAUGGACAGAAGGAAAGACCCUUCAUCUGUAGACAUCAGGAAGGUUCUGUUGGAAAUGAGGAAGUUCCGAAUGGGGCUGAUCCAGACUGCGGACCAGCUCCGCUUCUCCUACUUGGCUGUGAUUGAAGGUGCCAAAUUCAUCAUGGGAGAUGCCUCUGUGCAGGAGCAGUGGAAGGAGCUCUCUCAUGAGGACCUGGAGCCCCCGCCUCAGCAUGCGCCCCCUCCUCCCCGGCCACCCAAACGCAUCCCGGAGCCAAACGGCAGAUACAAGGAGCUCUACCCAAACCACCAGUGUGUAAAGGACGAGCCUGAGGACCGAGUGGACGGCCCCCUCGAGGAGGAAACCAGAAUCCCCCAAAACUUCUCCCCUAGCGUGGAAAGCUUGAGUCACGACACUGAAGUCCGAAGGCGGGUCGUGGGGAGCGAGUGCGCUUCAGAGGAGCCUUCGGCCACCCCGGAGGAGCAGGAGCAGGCGGCGGUUCCCUGGAGGCCCUUCCUGGUGCACAUGUGCGUGGCUGCGAUGCUCUCGGCUGGCACCUACCUCUGCUACCGGGUGUGCUUCCACUGAGGACGGACAAGACCGAGUGCGGGCACAGCUCUGGUGACAGCCCAGCCGCAGCAUCAGCGCUGCAAGGAUCUGAGCCAGUCUCAGAAGCGGCAGCUCCAGGGCAAAAGGCAGGACUGCGAAGGGCUAGCGGAGGGGACGCGAUUGACACGGGGGAGUGCCCUGCGGUCCCAGGACACACGUGAGACUGAUCUCAGGGCCUCACCUUUCAGGUUGAGUAGGGACAAUGCCAAAUACAUCUCUGUCUCGCCUUUUAUUCUUUCUUUCCUCUUCUCUCUGUCUCUUUAUGGU